Lemur catta (Ring-tailed lemur) is the source of this 5129-nucleotide messenger RNA. RefSeq names its product cingulin (gene CGN). The transcript is spliced from 21 exons. Gene Ontology annotation, cellular component: myosin complex. Lineage: Eukaryota; Metazoa; Chordata; Mammalia; Primates; Lemuridae. The record is from RefSeq and is a predicted model, not a curated record. Bases 167 to 3766 code for a protein of 1199 amino acids.
AGGGGAGUAACAGGUUGGUGGGAGGGGGAGAAAGAAGGAGGGAGAGCCGAGGGACGCAGGGGGAGGGCCGGGAGCCGCGCGUGCUGCUCUGCCCGAGCGCGAGCCGGAGCCCGAGCCCGGCGCGCGAGCCCGGGAGCGCCGAGCCCCGCUGGGACCCCUCCUACCCAUGGAGCAGGCAUCUACCAUGGCUGAGUCCUGGGGCCCUGUAGACCAUGGAGUUCAGAUUCGCUUCAUCACAGAGCCAGUGGGUGGUGCAGAGAUGGGCACCCUACGUCGUGGCGGGCGACGCCCAGCUAAGGAUGCAAGAGCCAGUACCUAUGGGGUUGCUGUGCGUGUGCAGGGCAUCGCUGGGCAGCCCUUUGUGGUGCUCAACAGUGGGGAUAAAGGUGGCGACUCCUUCGGGGUCCAGAUCAAGGGUGCCAACAACCAAGGGGCCCCAGGAGCUCUGAGCUCUGAUUCGGAACUCCCUGAGAACCCCUACUCUCAGGUUAAGGGAUUUCCUGCCCCCUCGCAGGGCAGCACGUCUGACGAGGAGCCUGGGGCCCGCUGGAAUGGAAGACUACUCCGUUCCCAGUCCCAGGCCUCGCUGGCAGGCCCUGCCCCUGUGGGUUCUAGCAGCAGGAGCACCAGCUUGCUGGAGCUUGCCCCGAAAGAGGCUUCCCCGGCUAGCACCAUUGACACUGCUCCCCUGUCUUCAGUGGACUCACUCAUCAAUAAGUUUGAUGGUCAACUUGCAGGCCAGGCCCGAGGCCGGACUGGCCGUCGAACACGGACGGUACACCCUGAGCAGCACAAACGGAGCAAGAGUCUGGAGAGCCGUCUCCCACGGGAUACCCUUGAGGAACGGGAGCGUGAGUCCCCCAACGACUGGACUCCUAGCACAAAAUAUGACAACCGUGUGAGCAGCUCGAAACAGCCAGUCCAGGGUCAGAGCAGUGGCUUUGGCCGUUCCCGUCAGACUCAGGACUGGGUCCUUCAGAGUUUUGAGGAGUCACAGGGGAGAGUACAGGAUCCCACCAUGCUGCAGUUCAAAUCAACUCCAGACCUUCUCCGAGACCAGCAAGAGGCAGCCCCACCAGGCAGUGUGGACCAUGUGAAGGCCACCGUCUAUGGCAUCCUGAGGGAGGGAAGCUCAGAAAGUGAAACCUCUGUGAGGAGGAAGGUCAGUCUGGUACUGGAGCAGAUGCAGCCUCUGGUGAUGGUUUCUCCUGGUUCUACUAAGGCUGUGACUGGGCAGGGUGAGCUUACCCGAAAAGUGGAGGAGCUACAGCAAAAGCUGGAUGAAGAGGUGAAGAAGCGUCAGAAACUAGAGCCAUCCAGAGUUGGGCUGGAGCGGCAGCUGGAGGAGAAGGCAGAAGAGUGCAGCCGACUGCAGGAGCUGCUGGAGAGGAGGAAGGCCGAGGCCCAGCAGAGCACCAGGGAGCUCCAGAACAUGAAGCUCCUCCUGGACCAGGGUGAGAGUUUACGCCGUGGGCUGGAGACCCAGGUGAUGGAGCUGCAGAACAAGCUGAAGCAGGUCCAGGGACCUGAGCCUGCCAAGGAGGUGCUACUGAAGGACCUGUUAGAGACCCGGGAACUUCUGGAAGAGGUCUUGGAGGGGAAACAGCGGAUAGAGGAGCAGUUGAGGCUGCGGGAGCGGGAGUUAACAGCCCUGAAGGGGGCCCUGAAGGAGGAGGUGGCCUCCCGUGACCAGGAGGUGGAGCAUGUCCGGCAGCAGUACCAGCGAGACACAGAGCAGCUUCGCCGGAGCAUGCAAGAUGCGAGCCAGGACCACGCAGUGCUGGAGGCUGAAAAGCAGAAGAUGUCAGCUCUGGUGCGGGGGCUGCAGAGGGAGCUGGAGGAGACCUCAGAGGAGACAGGGCACUGGCAGAGCAUGUUCCAGAAGAACAAGGAGGAGCUUAGAGCCACCAAGCAGGAACUCCUGCAGCUGCGGAUGGAGAAGGAGGAGAUGGAAGAGGAGCUUGGGGAGAAGAUAGAGGUCUUGCAGAGGGAAUUACAGCAGGCCCGAGCUGGUGCUGGAGAUAUUCGCCAGGUUGAGGAGCUCAAGAAGGAGCUACGCCGGACACAGGAGGAGCUUAAGGAGCUGCAGGCAGAGCGACAGAGCCAGGAGGUGGCUGGGCGACACCGGGACCGGGAAUUGGAGAAGCAGCUGGCAGUCCUGAGGGUUGAGGCUGAUCGAGUUCAGGAGCUGGAAGAGCAGAACCUCCAGCUACAAAAGACUGUCCAGCAACUGAGACAGGACUGUGAAGAGGCUUCCAAGGCUAAGAUGGUGGCCGAGGCAGAGACAGCAGUGCUGGGGCAGAGACGGGCUGCAGUGGAGACGACGCUUCGAGAGACCCAGGAGGAAAAUGACGAAUUCCGCCGGCGCAUCCUGGGUCUGGAGCAGCAGCUGAAGGAGGCUCGAGGCCUGGCGGAGGGUGGGGAAGUGGUGGAGGGACGACUUCGGGACAAAGUGCAGCGGCUAGAGGCAGAGAAACAGCGGCUGGAGGAGGCCCUGAGUGCAGCCCAGGAAGAGGAGGGGAGCCUGGCAGCAGCCAAGCGGGCACUGGAGGCACGGCUGGAAGAGUCCCAGCGGGGGCUGGCCCGCCUGGGGCAGGAGCAGCAGGCACUGAGACGGGCCCUAGAGGAGGAGGGGAAGCAGCGGGAGGUGCUUCGGCGAGGCAAGGCUGAGUUGGAGGAGCAGAAGCGUUUGCUGGACAGGACUGUGGACCGACUGAACAAGGAGCUAGAGCAGAUUGGGGACAACUCUAAGCAAGCCCUGCAGCAGCUCCAGGCCCAGCUGGAGGAUUACAAGGAAAAGGCCCGGCGGGAGGUGGCAGAUGCCCAGCGCCAGGCCAAGGAUUGGGCCAGUGAGGCGGAGAAGACCUCUGGGGGGCUUAGCCGGCUUCAGGAUGAGAUCCAGAGGCUGCGGCAGGCCCUGCAGGCAUCGCAGGCUGAGCGGGACUCAGCUCGGCUGGACAAAGAGCUGCUGGCCCAGCGACUGCAGGGGCUGGAGCAAGAGGCAGAGAACAAGAAGCGCUCCCAAGAUGACAGGGCCCGGCAAGUGAAGAGCCUUGAGGAAAAAGUCUCACGGCUGGAAACAGAGUUAGAUGAGGAGAAGAACACUGUGGAGCUGCUAACAGAUCGGGUGAAUCGUGGCCGGGACCAGGUGGAUCAGUUGAGGACAGAGCUUAUGCAGGAGAGGUCUGCUCGGCAGGACCUAGAAUGUGACAAAAUCUCCUUGGAGAGACAGAAUAAGGACUUGAAGACCCGGUUGGCCAGCUCAGAAGGCUUCCAGAAGCCCAAUGCCAGUCUCUCUCAGCUUGAGUCCCAGAAUCAGUUGUUGCAGGAGAGGCUACAGGCUGAAGAGAGGGAGAAGACAGUUCUGCAGUCCACCAACCGGAAACUGGAGCGGAGAGUUAAAGAGCUGUCCAUCCAGAUUGAUGAUGAGCGGCAGCAUGUCAAUGACCAGAAAGACCAGCUGAGCCUGAGGGUGAAGGCUUUGAAGCGGCAGGUGGAUGAAGCAGAAGAGGAGAUCGAGCGACUGGACGGUCUGAGGAAGAAGGCCCAGCGUGAGCUGGAGGAGCAGCAUGAGGUCAACGAACAGCUCCAGGCCCGGAUCAAAUCCCUGGAGAAGGACUCCUGGCGCAAAGCUUCCCGCUCAGCUGCUGAGUCAACCCUCAAACAUGAAGGGCUGAGCUCAGAUGAGGAAUUUGACAGUGUCUACGAUCCCUCAUCCAUCGCAUCACUGCUUACAGAGAGCAACCUGCAGACCAGCUCCUGUUAGCUUGUGGUUCAGGGCCAUCCCUGCUCUGCCCUGCCCACCUUGGAUUCCUCAUGCCUGUGGGUGACCCAGUUAUUCAGACCUAAGACAGGGAGGGGUCUGAGUGACGGUGAUAAAAAAAGCAUCAGCAAUAAGCUGAUAGAUGGACUUUCCCUUUCCACUGGAGAAGUGGAUAUUUUAGGCCAACCAAGCCCUUCCCUCAAGUGCCGACACCUCCCUCAUCUCUCUUAGUGGAAGGAUGGUCAGCGUAUAGGCUGAGGAGGACUGAGCAGGAUAGGAAGGGAUAGGAAUUGCCAUGUGUAUAAAGCUUUAUUUCUUUAGCCCUUAACCCUAAGGCUCAGGGAAAUACCUUAUGCUGUUCUGCUUCCGGGAUUCCUGUAGCCCAUUUUCCUCCCACCCUGGGGCAGGGUGAGGGGAACGUUAUGGGUAAUGGACACGCAGGCGUGGCUCUACCCACUUCUCAGAUGCUCCUCUUUGCACAGUCAUGGGCCCAUGUGGUAGUCCCCACACCCCUCCAGUUCCUGUAUUUUUGUCUUCUCCAAGCAAGCAGGUCCAAGGGAUCCUUUAUCCUCUCCUCUUCCCAUCUUUACCAUUCCUACCUUGCUUCUUCUCAGUGCCUUAGCCAGGGUGAGGAGAUAAGGAUGCUCUUCUUGCCUUUUUUAUCUGCACAUUCAUACCUCUCCAAAGACCAGCCUUUCCCCAACCGGGGCUCUCAGCCUUCCCUGCUGCCCCAGUGACUGGUCAAGAGAGCUGCUUGCUGGCUUCUCUACCAAUGAACCCCUGGGAGAGGGACUUGGUAGGGCAUGAUAAGGUGGUGGGGGCCUGGUUCUGCUCAGGGUUUUCAUCCUUCCUCCUCUCCUUCCUCUUGACUACAGAUGUGGUUCUAAGGUGGUUGCACCUGGGAACUCUGACAACUGUCUAUACAGGUUUCAAAGCAAAGGUCUCAGUCCCUCUGGCCUUCCUCGUGGCUUUUCUGACCAGGUGUGCCCAAUUUCAAUAGAGAACCAAGGAAUCCUCGUUUUUUUCAGGAGCUUGUCUCUGAUUCAGGGCUUUGCCUGGGGGUAGAAGCUGACUUCUGAUAGAAUUGGGAAGAGGCAAUGGAGGAUUUAUUCCUUCUUUGGAUUUUGGGGUGAGCCAAGCCCUGGUGGGGAAGAGGUAUGGGGGAUGAUUCACCUCUCUUAUUUCCUAAGCAGGUUCUAUAGGGAGCUUGUGGGAGGAGGAAGGCUGUUCUUACCAAUGACUUGUUAAUUUCAUGAUUUAAAAAAAAAUUCCCAUAUUCUUCUGCAAAUCAGACAUUCUCUCCCAAUCCAAUCCAGCCUUGGUUUUAUUAUGAAUUAAAUAUUAAAAUUAUAUAUCUAUAUUGAAA